Molecule: messenger RNA, 1573 nt
Organism: Nymphaea colorata (pocket water lily)
Lineage: Eukaryota; Viridiplantae; Streptophyta; Magnoliopsida; Nymphaeales; Nymphaeaceae
Product: UPF0481 protein At3g47200-like
Exons: 2
Coding region: 94-1557 (487 amino acids)
Source: RefSeq, a predicted model, not a curated record
CAAGUUUUCCGUGUAAUUUAGUUCAGAAAUGAGAAGUCACAUUGCCAUUUACCGCCAAUUGUUUGGCGAAGUUCUUUCUUUCUUUUGCAGAAAAUGAGAUUGGCUUUAGGGCAAGUUCUCUAUAAACAGCUUAGAAAUGCAGCAACAACUUCGGAAGAGAAGAAGGAGGACAAGGACUCGUGGGUAGUUGUCAUCCAACAAAAUUUCGAGUUGUAUAACCCAUCUGCAUAUCACACAAAGUUGGCGAAGAGGUCCAUCUACAAAUGGCCUAACGACCUUGUCGUUGCAUCAGACUUCAUCUGGUAUCACACCCCUCAAUUGGCAUCCUUUGGUCCUUACCACCAUGGGAAGAAGCACUUACAGCCCAUGGAGCAUCACAAGGAAAGGGCUCUAUAUAGGAUCCUAAAGAGGAGCAAGGCUUCACUCUCUAAUUUUGUGAACUCCUUGAGGCAAGUAGAGCAAGAACUUAGUGACAGCUAUGAUGAUCUGGAUCACCAAUUGUCGUCAUAUCCGUUUCUAAAAAUGAUGCUGCUUGAUGGAUGCUUCAUCCUUGAACUCCUACUUAGUGAUGGCCAGCCAAAUGAAAAUAGUUCCGACACCUAUGAGCCCAUCUUCAGAACAGACGGGAAGCUCACAAAUACUGUGGCUUUUCAAGACAUGUUGUUGCUAGAAAACCAAAUCCCACUCCUUGUCCUAAGAAAAUUGUUAGAGGUGGUGGAGAGGAGAGAGAUCAAAGAUGAUGCAUAUCUCGAUUGCUUGAUCUGCAAUUUUUAUGAAUUCAAAUCCAUGCCCAUUGACAGACCUGGUUUACAUGUUUUAGAUGUUUACAGGAAGUGCUUGAUAAUGGACAGCACAACGGAAGAACAGACAACCCCUUCUGUAGGCUUUAUCAAGUCUGUUUUCUUGCAAUGUGAACCAUGGCUGUAUGCCAUCAGCCAAGGAAUUAAGCGUAUUCUUCUCGCCAUCCCCAUCUUGGUCUUUAGGCUCUUAAGCAAACAAAUUUCCAAACCAGGAAACAUGCGAUCAGCAAUGAGGUUUCACGAAGCAGGCAUUGAGUUCAAAAAAGGGAACAAUAGCGGGCUAAAAAUUUCUUUUGAUGAAAAACACGGGGUGCUCACUCUUCCAUACAUCAGCAUAGAAGACCACACCGCAGCAAUUUACAUGAACUUGAUGGCCUUCGAACGGAUGCACCCAAAAAUUCAAAAUCAUGAGGUGACAACAUAUAUCUCCUUCAUGGACGACUUGAUAGACACUGCUGAGGACGUUAGUCUGCUGUGCUCUCGAGGGAUCGUAAGGAACCUUCUUGGCAGUGACGAGGAUGCUGCCAAAGUCUUCAACAAGUUGGGCGAUGGCAUGACAUUCACCCCAGAUGAAGAACUCUAUGAAGAUUUGCAGUCUUAUGUUGCCUCAGACUGGAAUGCGGCAAGAGCAUAUUUGAAGCGAAACUACUUCCAAAACCCAUGGUCUAUUCUGUCUCUACUUGCGGCCAUUGCCUUACUGCUUUUAACAUUUAUUCAGACACUAUUUUCUGUGUUGGCGGUGACGAAGGGCAAGUGAUAUUAUCUAUUCCUAA